AUGUCUGAAAGUUAAAUUGAAUUUUUAUAAGGGUAAGUAAUUAGCUUAACAAAAGAAAAUCAUCUGUUAAAAGAAGACAUUUUGGCAUUCCAUCAUUUUUUGAACAAUAGAGUAAAGGAAUUGAAAUCAUACCUUAGAGAUGUCCCUAAUAGAUAUCUUAAUAUGGAGUUGUGUGAUAUUACAUAAGCUUUAUUAUUUGUUAAGGAGGAUGCUGAAUACUAUCAAAUGAACAUGAAUACUCUCCAGCAUGAAAUUAAAUAACUUAAGAAUUAAUGUGCUGAAUUAAAAUAACUAUUGCUUGAAUAGAAAGAUAAAUAUUAACAGCAAUAAUAAAAUAUUGAAACUAACUUAACAGAAUAAUACUCCAAAGCUUUGAAGGAACUUUAAGAGAAUUUAAAAUUGGCCUCUUCAAAUUGCGAUAUAUAUAGAAACUCGAUGAAUCUUCUAGCUUAGGAAAAAACAACUUAUGAAUAGUAAAUUAAAAGUCUCUAAAAUGAAAUUUAAAAACUAAAGAAGUAACACGAAAUAGAAAAAAAUGAAUUAUAAAUGAUGAUAGCUAGAGGAAAAUCGUAAUUGUCUGAUUUGGAAAAGACAUAUAAUAUCCGAUUGCAUAAGGUUCAAUAGUCAAAUUUCGAGGAAUACUAAACCAAAUUAAAGAAUUAGGCCAAAGAUAUAAAUGAAAAAGGUAAAGUAUAUAAUUUUUUAUUAGAUUAAAUACGAGCAGAAUUAGAAAAGAAGAUUUCAUCAUAUGAGAAAUUUAAUGGAGAAUUGUAAUAGGAUUAUGAAAUUAUCCUAAAUUAAUAGUCAGAAUUAUAAGAAAUAAUUAAAAAGUAAUUAACAGAAAUUUAGGUUCAAUCAUAAUUAAAUUAUUAACUUCAUGAUAAUACUAAAUAAUUAGAAUCUACAAUUUUUGAUUUAAAAUAAUCAAUUGCCUUAUUAAAAGAUGAAAUGCAAUUAACUUAAUAGGAACUUUAACAAAAGGUUAAGGAUAUUGAUUUGCAAAAGGAAAUUUAGAAUUAAAUUUUAUUUGAACUAAGUACCAUUGGCACAAUAAAAAUUUGUAUUAUGAAAUAAUCAUCUGUGAAAUCCUAGAUUUUGGAAUUAAUUAAAUUAAUAAAAUAGGAAAGUUAAGAAAAUAAAGCUGAAUAGAAGAAGCUCAACGAUUAAGUUAUUAAAUUGCAAGAUAAUAAAUUAUAAUUGUAAGAGGAAUAAGCAUAACUAAUAUUUCAAAAUGAAAUCUUUUAAUAAAAAAUAUCUUAAUUAUAAGAUUAAAUAGUUGGUUAAUAAGAAUUUGAAAUUAAAUAUAGAAAACUUGUAAAUGAGAUAGUAUACUUAGCUUAAACAGACCCAAAGAUAAUUAAAUCUCUUCAAAAACAUAUAUCUAUUGACUUUUAUAAAGAAUACACUAAUCUUAAUAAAAUAACAGAAAAUGAUCAAAAUAGACCUUUGUUUCUUUUGGCAAAUUAAUAAGAAUCAAUUGAUAUUGAAGAAGAUUCUAAACCAAAAAAAGGAUAAGAAAAUAAGCCAUAGUAAAUAGAUAGAUUAAAUACUUUGAUGGAUGAAGUGAAAAGUCAGAAAUAAUUUGAACUGCAAGAAUCAGAUUAAAACUUAUCAUUUUAAUGGAAGAACUCAAUUAGAAUGACUUUAACUCCUAGUUUAUAUAAUGUAAAAUAAGAGGAUUAAAUACAAUUAAUUGAAGAUUUUCGAGCAGAUGCCCAAACGUAAACAGAUAGAAAGAAGUAUAUGUCUAAAUUUUUACCUCAUGAUAAUCUUGAUGAAAUAGUGGAGGAAAUUAAAUAAGGAUAUUUAGGUUAUAUAGAUACAUCUGAUAUUCACACUCAAACUGAUCUAUUUGUGGAAAAUAAAUCUACUUAAACUGCUUAAAAGAAAAUAUUGAAUAUUGAUGAAAGCAAAGAAAAAAAAUUAUAAAUUAAUUAAAUAUAGCAAAUCAAAAAUAUUGAUUCUAAUUUAUCUAAACAAAUUGAAGCACAAUAAACAAAGAUACUAUCCUUAAAUAAAAUUAUUAAUGAUUUAGAAGUAUAUAAUAAUAUCAAUAUAGCUCUAAUUAAAAGAAUCCUUGUUUUUGAACGAUAAAUAUAGUGAAGAUUUUGAAGUUAAAUCCAGAGAAUUAUAAAGGUUAAAGGAAUUGAGCAAAAAUUAGCUAUAAAAUUAAUUAGUCGAUUAUGAAAAUAAAUUAGAAAGCCAAUCAAAUUAAUAUAAAAAUUAAAUAAUCACCCUAUAAGAAGAAAUCAAAACUCUUUAAAUUAAUUCAAAUUCAAAAAUCAAAAAGCAAGAUGAAAUAAUUAAAAGAUAAGAAGAAGAAAUUUUCAAUUAUAACAAUUUCAUUAAAGAUCUAAAUUGUUAAUUUGAAGAAGGAAAUAAAAAAAUAGCUCAAUAAAAUCAAAAGCUCUAAAAAUAAGAGGAAUUAUUUAAAAUAAAGACAGAAGAAUUGACUUAAUAAAUUAAUGAUUUACAAAGUUAAUUUAAUAAUCGACCAAGUAGACAAGAUGAUUUAGAUAUGAUAAAAUAACUUGAAAAAGAAAAUGAAGAUUUAAAGGAAUAAAUAUAAAAUAACUUUGCAAAAAUAGAAUACGCUAAUGAAAUAGUGAAAUAUCUUUAAAUAGAAGUGGAAAAUUAUAAGAAAUAGUAUAAUUUAUUUUCAAAUCAUAAACCAAAUAAUUUUCCAAAAAAAAAGAUUUUAUUUGAUUCAACUUUGGAAGAUGAAAAAUCUAUUGUUUUUGAUAGCAAAUAAGAUUUCUUACCCACUGUCACAAAUCGAGAUUAAUUCAACUCAACAGAAAAAAACAGAUCUCAAAGGGGAAAAAGUUAUCGUUUAUCUGAUUUUGAAAUUAAGCAACAUACUACAAAGCACUUUUUUAAAAAUGCUCAAUAAAUUAAAAAUAACUUAAAUAAAACCUAAUUAGUUUAAAGACCUAACUCACCUUCAAUAACUAGAAAUAUAAAGUAUUUAUCAACAAUGUAAAAAAAGUUUAAUAAUCCUUUUGAAAAUGAUUGUAUUUUGCAUAAUGCUGAAAUUUUGGUAGAGAAUAUUAAAGGUAAUACACCAAAAACAAAAUACACUCAAAAAUCAAAUGAUUAAUUUUUUUUAAAAGGAUAAUUAAUAUAAGUUGAGUUAAAUUCUACUACAAAUUCUAAUAAAAAAUUUGAUUUAUAUCAAUAAAAAUCAUGA
Paramecium pentaurelia is the source of this 3190-nucleotide messenger RNA. NCBI's taxonomy places the organism in Eukaryota, Ciliophora, Oligohymenophorea, Peniculida, Parameciidae. The record is from the annotation of a GenBank genome assembly.